AUGAGUGAGCUGGUAGAGGACGACGAGGCAGGAGCAGAGUGUGUGCGGUCUCUGUCGCCAGUCCCAGCAUUGUCUUUUGUGUGUUAUCAUUUAUGCGUUGAAGGUUUCACGUCACUCAUUGUUCAAAGCAGACUCAUCAGCAACCCACAGCAACAGCAACAGCAACAGCAACAACAGCAACAGUAA
Molecule: messenger RNA, 186 nt
Organism: Acytostelium subglobosum LB1
Lineage: Eukaryota; Evosea; Eumycetozoa; Acytosteliales; Acytosteliaceae
Exons: 2
Coding region: 1-186 (61 amino acids)
Source: RefSeq, a predicted model, not a curated record